Molecule: messenger RNA, 6332 nt
Organism: Miniopterus natalensis
Lineage: Eukaryota; Metazoa; Chordata; Mammalia; Chiroptera; Miniopteridae
Gene: INTS6
Product: integrator complex subunit 6
Biological process (GO): snRNA 3'-end processing
Cellular component (GO): integrator complex
Source: RefSeq, a predicted model, not a curated record
CUGAGAAAGUGGUGACACCGCCGGGGUGCGGAGGGAGUCCCUGAAACUUCUCCCAACAGCCCCGGGGCCAAUCUCCCUUCAGCCCACUCCCUUCUUCGCCACCUCCCAGGUCCCCACUCCCUGCAUCGGGGGUGGGGUGGGGAGCCAGGCCCGUCUCCCGCUGGGACACACACAGGGGCCGGGAACGGGGACGGGACCCCCGAGGCGGGGGGGACGGACCGACCGACAGACAGACGGCCGUGCGCCCGCCCCAGCGGGCAGGCAGGCAGGAGGAGGCGGAGACGGGGAUACGACGGGGAGGACUGGGUCUGGGAGUUUCCUCUCAACUAUCGGGGGAGAAACUCCCCGCAGCCGGAGGAAAGACCCAGACGGUGUUUUCCUCCCGGGGGCCGCGCUCCCCCGCCCCGCGUAGCGGCGGUCGCCGCCACCGGCGCCUCCACCUCUACCAUCUCCUUUUUCUUUACCACCUCGGGCCCCGGUGUCCCUGGCCAGCACUAUGCCCAUCUUACUGUUCCUGAUAGACACGUCUGCCUCUAUGAACCAGCGCAGCCAUCUGGGCACCACCUACCUGGACACGGCCAAAGGCGCGGUAGAGACCUUCAUGAAGCUCCGUGCCCGGGAUCCUGCCAGCAGAGGAGACAGGUAUAUGCUGGUCACUUUCGAAGAGCCGCCCUAUGCUAUCAAGGCCGGAUGGAAAGAAAACCAUGCAACGUUUAUGAAUGAACUGAAAAACCUUCAGGCUGAAGGACUUACGACUCUUGGCCAAUCCCUAAGGACAGCUUUUGAUUUAUUAAAUUUAAAUAGAUUAGUAACUGGCAUAGACAACUAUGGGCAGGGAAGAAACCCCUUUUUCUUGGAGCCAGCAAUAAUUAUUACAAUUACUGAUGGGAGCAAGUUGACUACUACCAGUGGAGUCCAGGAUGAGCUCCAUUUACCUCUUAAUUCUCCUUUGCCUGGAAGUGAAUUGACCAAGGAACCUUUUCGUUGGGAUCAGAGACUCUUUGCAUUAGUGUUGCGGUUGCCUGGCACCAUGUCAGUAGAAUCAGAACAGUUGACAGGUGUGCCUUUAGAUGACUCUGCAAUCACACCAAUGUGUGAAGUGACAGGCGGUCGCUCAUACUCUGUAUGUUCUCCAAGAAUGCUUAAUCAGUGUCUGGAAUCCUUGGUGCAGAAAGUGCAAAGUGGAGUGGUAAUAAACUUUGAAAAAGCAGGACCAGAUCCUUCACCUGUAGAAGAUGGGCAGCCAGAUAUAUCAAGGCCUUUCGGAUCUCAGCCUUGGCAUAGCUGUCACAAACUCAUAUAUGUCAGGCCAAAUCCUAAAACUGGGGUUCCUAUAGGUCAUUGGCCUGUUCCAGAAUCUUUUUGGCCAGAUCAGAAUUCUCCAACACUACCACCUCGUACAUCUCAUCCUGUAGUGAAGUUUUCCUGUACAGACUGUGAACCAAUGGUUAUUGACAAAUUGCCUUUUGACAAAUACGAAUUGGAACCUUCACCACUGACUCAAUUUAUCCUAGAAAGGAAAUCUCCUCAAACAUGUUGGCAGGUAUAUGUGAGCAAUAGUGCUAAAUAUAGUGAACUUGGUCACCCGUUUGGUUACCUGAAAGCCAGUACAGCACUGAAUUGUGUCAACUUAUUUGUGAUGCCUUACAAUUACCCAGUCCUCCUUCCCCUUUUAGAUGACUUGUUUAAAGUACAUAAAGCAAAACCAACAUUGAAAUGGAGACAGUCAUUUGAAAGUUAUUUGAAGACAAUGCCUCCCUACUAUCUUGGGCCUCUGAGGAAAGCUGUUAGAAUGAUGGGAGCACCUAACCUCAUAGCAGACAGUAUGGAAUAUGGACUAAGUUACAGUGUCAUUUCAUAUCUCAAAAAAUUGAGUCAACAGGCCAAAAUAGAAUCUGAUCGAGUCAUUGGAUCUGUAGGCAAAAAAGUAGUACAGGAAACUGGAAUUAAAGUCCGAAGCCGGACACAUGGUUUAUCAAUGGCCUGUAGGAAAGAUUUUCAACAACUCCUCCAGGGAAUUUCAGAGGAUGUUCCUCAUAGACUGCUGGACCUGAACAUGAAAGAAUACACUGGGUUCCAAGUUGCUUUGCUCAAUAAGGAUUUAAAGCCACAGACAUUUAGAAAUGCAUAUGACAUACCAAGACGGAAUCUUUUGGAUCACUUAACAAGAAUGAGAUUUAAUCUUAUGAAGAGCACCCGCAGAUUUCUUAAAGGACAGGAUGAAGAUCAAGUACACAGUGUGCCUAUAGCACAAAUGGGGAAUUACCAGGAAUACCUCAAGCAAGUACCCUCUCCACUAAGAGAACUUGAUCCUGAUCAACCUCGAAGGUUGCAUACAUUUGGCAACCCCUUUAAGCUGGAUAAAAAGGGUAUGAUGAUAGAUGAAGCAGAUGAAUUUGUGGCUGGACCUCAAAAUAAACAUAAACGACCUGGAGAACCAAAUAUGCAAGGGAUCCCUAAAAGACGUCGCUGUAUGUCUCCACUGCUAAGAGGCAGACAACAGAAUCCAGUUGUGAACAAUCAUAUUGGAGGAAAAGGACCACCUAUACCUGUGACUCAAGCACAGCCAGACCUUAUUAAACCCCUUCCUCUUCAUAAAAUUUCAGAAGCAAGUAAUGAUUUGACAAUAGAUGAUGUGGUUGAAAAUCAUGUUGUUGACCAGCUUUCAUCAGAUAUUACACCAAAUGCUAUGGAUACCGAGUUUUCAACAUCAUCUUCUCCAGCCAAUUUACUGGAACGACCAACCAAUCAUACAGAGGCUCUUGGUCAUGAUCAUUUAGGAACUAAUGACCUCACUGUUGGUGGAUUUUUAGAAAAUCAUGAGGAGCCAAGAGAUAAAGUACAGUGCCCUGAAGAGAAUAUACCAGCAUCUUCACUCAACAAAGGAAAGAAAUUGAUUCAUUGCAGAAGCCACGAAGAAGUCAAUACUGAACUAAAAGCACAAAUUAUGAAAGAGAUUCGAAAGCCAGGAAGAAAAUAUGAAAGAAUCUUCACUUUACUGAAGCAUGUACAAGGCAGUUUACAAACAAGACUAAUAUUUUUACAAAAUGUCAUUAAAGAAGCAUCAAGGUUUAAAAAACGAAUGCUAAUAGAACAGCUGGAGAACUUCUUGGAUGAAAUUCAUCGAAGAGCCAAUCAGAUCAACCAUAUUAAUAGCAAUUAAAAGAAAACAGAAUGUGGCCACUUAUUUCACUAUAUCUUCUCCAAAUACAAAGUAAAUACAAGACUGUUGUGAUUUUGCAUUCAUUUUUUGACAUGCAUUGUUGGCUAUUUUAAAUACUAAGAGCAAGUCUACAGAUCCUUUCUCAUCAUUUUACAGUGACCUUUUCUUCAUUUUGGUUUAUUUUUGUAAUGUGAAAAGUAUCACUCUAAAAACAUUUUUAUUUAACAAACUAAAACUAUUCCUUCAAAUUUCUUGCUUGUCAUUGACUCUUGCGUGUCAAUUUCCCUCAGGUUCUAUUUUCUUAAACCAACCUUUAAAAUUGUCACCUCUCUUAAGGUUGAACUUUGCCAAAAAAAAAAUUAAAAAGAAGUUACUUUGUAAUUUUUGGGGAAAAAAGCACAUACAUUAAAACUAGGUAAUGUUUUGUAUAUACAGUUAUUUUGGAUAUAUUAUUGUAAGUUGUACAAAUGUAUUUUGAAGAAUAUUUAAGAAAAGCACUUUUGUUAUUCCAUCAAUAAAUGCUCUAUUUUACUCUUGUGUGGUUUAGGAAAUAAUCACAUUUAAAGAAACCAUUUAAAACCAUCUUAAGAUAAUGGAAUUUUAAAAGCUUUGCUUUUUAGCAUGGGAAAAAUACACCACUUGAAGUUCAUAUUUGUUAAACUUAACUGUAAUUACAUGGUACAUAAUAUGCAUUGUCUUUUUACUAUAUGUUCUUAGCUUGUGUUGGUCACACCAACGUACUCCCAUUUCUGCCUAGAGAAUGGAAACAACAAUAUCUAUAGCAGAUGGCAGAUACUUUAAAAGCUGUUUAAAGCAGACAUCUUUGGACAUUAUUGAUUUUCUUACUUCCCUUCAACCCCUUUUUUUCUCUCACUAGGAUUGUGGAUGGCUCAGAGUUGAAACAGUUAGUUAGGAAAUUAUAAGUUAGGGGCACAUCACAUACUCUGAAAUAUCUAGUCUUUAGCAGCUUGACGCCAUGCUUACAAAAGUCCCAUAACAAAUUGGGGGUUCAAGAGGGGAUCUCUUCUGCUCUGCUAUUCUCCCACGUAAACUCUCCAUUUUAUUUAGAAGCUAAAUGGGGGGGGUCUCUUUGUUCUGCUCUGCUGUUCUCACACGUAAACUCUCCAUUUUAUUUAGAAGCUAAAUGGAGGGAACACACAUUUAAGAUGACUUUACUCAUUUUGCAUUACCCCUGAUUAUCUGGGACAAGGGAUAACAAACGCUAUUCAUUGUCCAUCUUCAGUAAAGUGGCCUCGUGUGUCCUUACUGAGGACAUGACCCUAUGACCUGACUCACCACUCAUAUAUAUCACUGCUGUGCCUUGUAGUGCUUUUGGAGUAACCAGUAGAAAAAGGUUAAAAUGUGUUUAGAUUAAGUGGGUGAAAUAAAUUUAUAAAAUUAUAGUAAAAUUGAAGUAUUUUUAGGUUCAUAACAUUUGAAAAUUACAUACCCUUUUUACACUUUGGCAGAACACUUUUUAAAUUUCAGAGGUAUAGCAUAAUGAAAUUGUAACUUUUUAUGAAGAAAAGCAUAGAUGAAAGUGGAGAACAUGUUUGAGAUCUGUUAAUUUUUUAGUCUAGGGGAGUUGAAACUUUCCCAGUACUGAAGAUAAACCCUGUCAAGAAAAAGAAGCAUGUAUAAUGUUAUAUAGUAUUUUCAUAUGAAAUUCUUUAAACCUUUUUUACCUCUACCAAAUACCUUUAAGUAAAGCAGGAUAUAAUUUAAUAGAUGGAAUUGUUAAGGUAAUUCUAUAAUCACAUUGCUAAAUUCAGCAAGAGCUACACAAAAUCCAGAAUAUAUUUUCUGGUCUUAAAUUAUAUAUAUUUAGAUUCUGAGAUUAAUGGAAGGGAUUACAUGCAAGUCAUUCAGAUAAAAGUUCAUGCUUAAGAAUAUUGAGGAAAGGGAUUGAGUCUAUUCCAAUAUUUAGUAUCCUUAUCAAAAAACUAAUUUCCAUUUCAAAGGCUGCUGAUGAGGUAAUAGUCCUUUAGACCCUUGACCUUUAAUCUCUUGGGGGGAUGGACCCUAGAGGGAGUUGGGAAGAAGCAGUUUGUUCAAUCUCUUCUUUGUCAAUCUGUCACCAUACUCUACACGCUUAUUCUAAAACUAGUCACAAGGUUUGAAGCUCAAGCUUAAUAUUCCAUCUCCAUCAAGUUUUCUACAUUUUAAGAAACUGGGCAUAUUAUUAGUUCAAUUAGUGAAAUACUGUAGAAUUCUUGUAAGUGAAAGAGGAAGGGAAGUAUAUUUGAGGGAAAUAAGUCUUUUAGGCCCUUUAGAUCACUGGAUGACUCUAGGCUGGACAAAUGAUAUUUUUCAACAGUUAAAUCUUUCUUAAUGGUCUCAUAUGUGCCCCAUUUGUCAAUUGAUGAGUCAUUAUUUGCCCUUUUUAGUAGGAUUGAUCAGUUUGGUGUACUGAAGCCUGAGACUAGUUUUUAUCUCUUCAAUACCUGUCACCAGAAGAGUGUCCACUUUGCCGUGUGUUAUGUGGGCAAGAACCUCCCAGAAAGAGAGAGAAAUUAAUUCACAGGGACUGUAGAUGUACGGCAGAUUGUGGCACUGGUUUUGGAUUUAGCCUUACAUUUUCAUUCUGUUUACUAAGGCAGUUCUAAAAACUAUCAUUGAGAUAGUGGUGUGUCCUUUACUACUACAAAGAUUUUACAGUCAUUUUUAUGCACUUGAAUUCCAAAAAGAAAUUGUUCUCUUGACUGUCAUCAACCUUUAUUGGCUAUCAGCUUUUGACAAUGACCUUUCUGUUCCGAUUUAGUCUCCUGUCUCUCUGGGGAAGUGGAACCUGUCAUUUUUUUCAUCUUUCAUUUUUAACAUGUAUCCUUUCUAAGACAGGGCUCUCUGUUGCCUGUUCUGAGUGGUAUGUGACAUUUUCAUCUAAUAUGUGUGGGGUUGGGAUGAUUACUAGCAGGACAUAUUCUAUUGAUGGACCUUUUCUCCCCAAAUAAUCCCAAAGUAGAUUACCUAGUGAAUGAUCAUUUUUAUCCUUUUUGUCACAAAAGUUUUCCUUUGAUUUCUAGCACAAGUUACAGCAGUUUGCAAAUGAUUCUCAGAUAAAAUGAUGUUGACAGUAUUUCCUUAACAAUUUGUGUAAAGCCUAUGCAUAAUUUUCAUUCUAACUUUUGACUUUUUUCUCUCCAUAAAUAAAAAUAAUGUCUGAUGUUUA